AUUCAGGCAAUGAUAUAAACUGGGGAAUUGAAAUACACUAUCUACUCCGGUUUGUUGGGUUAUCAAUCACACACCAUGACUAUCAGACCGUGUAUCACAUUCGAGGCCGUCGAGCCACCAAGCCCGCCCCUGGACGAGCGCUCGUGGGUGUGGGUUCCUCGGCAUCAGGAAGAAGAGAGAAGAGAAUCUGAGUCAACGCCCCCAAAACGACGAGCGUUGCUGCUACCAUCCUCGGUAGACACUUAUAUCAAUGUCACGCAAGGAAUGGCCAAAGCGACAUUAACCCAGACCUUCUGCAACGAUGCCCCAGACAGUAUCGACAAGGCAAUAUACCAGUUCCCCAUGCCGUUCGAGUCGAGUGUUGUUGACUUCACAUGCCAGAUUGGAGAGAAAAAGUCUCUGCAGGGGCAGGUGAAGCCGAAACCAGAGGCGAGAGAGGAGUUUGAGAAUGCAGUGAGCACCGGUCGCGUUGCUGGUCUUGUCGAGCAGGACAGAGUGGAUGUGUUCAGGACGGAGAUUGGCAAUAUACCGGCAAAUACGACGGUGCAGGUUAAAUUGUCGUUUAUCUUCUUUCUCAAAUAUACCCUAGCCGAUGAUGUGACGACGACUGUUUUGACUAUUCCGACGUAUAUUGCUCCUCGAUAUGGGGACCCAGGGUUUGAACUGGUCAGCAAGACCGGACCACAGCAUAACACUCGAUUCUCUCUGGGUGUUGAUAUCUUGAGCUCUACCGAGAUACGAAGAAUCCACAGCGACACCCAUGAGGUGAUUGUUAAGAUAGGAGGGGGCCAGAGACUCCAACACUGGGCAGAUUCUACAUCUGAAAGAACUUCUGCCUCUGUGAAGCUCAAAGACACAGCAUGUCUAGACAAAGACUUUAUUCUUUCCAUCUCUGCCCAUCCAGCAGUCGACGACGAACAGCCCCAGGCUACUCUCGAGAUAUCCCCCAGCGGAUCAUCAGCAAUGAUGCUCGAGAUCCCACCCCGAUUCAUGCUGCGAGACCAGCAGCCUAUGAAGGAGGAGAGAGAAAUCAUAUUCCUGGCCGACCGGUCAUUAUCCAUGGGUGAUCGCAAGAUAGCCGGACUGAAAUCGUCUCUUGAGUUCUUCCUCCACGGACUUCCUGACUCAUUAUUUAAUCUUUACUGUUUCGGGGACGAGUAUACCUCUCUGUGGCCAGAGUCUAGAAAGUACAGCGACGAGACUCUAGCCAAAGCAUUGAAAUAUGUCUCCAAGUUCAAGGGCGAUAUGGGAUGUACAGAACUCCUACCAGCUCUGGAGGCCGUAGUUUCUGCGCGGAAUAAAACGGCCGCUAAUAUGGAUGUUAUUGUUCUCACCGACGGCGAGGUCUGGCCCUUGGAGGACACGGUUGAUUUCGUGCGCAAAACACGCGCAGAGUCCGGGGACGCUGUUCGGUUCUUUACCAUCGGGAUCGGGGACGCGGUCUCGCAUGAACUUGUUGAAGGCAUCGCGGGGGAAGGUGGUGGCUAUGCUGAGAUCAUUCCUCUCGCGGAUAGUUACGCCUGGGAUGAACGCAUGGUUGCAGUGCUGAAGGCUGCUAUGACUGGGCAUGUUGGUGCGGUUGAUAUCGAGAUAGAUGGCAGCACUAUUGAAGCCAAAGAUGAAACAGGAACUACGCCUACUGUUCAGAUAUCCCCCGGGGACCUGUCGACUAUAAGCCCCUUCAUCCGCAAUCGAAUCUACAUACUGUCUGAGAACGAGAACCAGAUCAACGCCGAGUCCGUGGUGAAGAUAAAGAGAAAAUCCAACGGCCAGGAGACGAUCACAACCAUUCCACUCCACGUCCUGCAGGAGCCCGAUUCCACACUCCACCAGUUCGCGGCCGGCGCCGUCCUCCGCGAUCUCAACAAUCGACAAAGCUGGAUCCAACGAGACAACCGUAUCCCCAGAGACUCUAGCGAAGAGAAAGAGUUGACCCGAGCAGAGGGAGAACGCCUCGGCUGUAAAUACUCCCUGCUCUCUCAAUGGACGAGCUUCGUGGCCGUGGAGAGCAAUAAAGACGAUAGCGAGCCAUCAGAAAAGCAAGAGUACGCUACGGAGAUCAGAAACCACGACAAGGAUUUGAAGGAGUUGCUCAUCCAUCAUUCCCAGCUGCAGGGGGUAGUUCAUAUAGUAGACCAUCCUAUUGACUCAAAUUAUCACACGCACGGUAUUUCUUUGCCUUUCCCUUUGGCUUUGUGGAGGGCAGCCAAAGCUGGCUGGACAUCCUUAAGUAACCAAUACCUGACGGGCCUCAAAACGAAAUCGCAAACCGAGCUGGAGGAGUCAUUUAUUCGCCGCGUGCUGAAGUUCCAAAAGUCCGCCGGCGUGUUCGAUGUACCCAAGAAGGAUGCUCCGAAAUAUCUGGGGGCUGAGGUACAUGGGACUGUGAAAGAACUGCUUGACAAAGGUGUCCAGUGGGAUCUUGCUGUGACGACUGCUAUCGUUGUCUGGUUGGAGGUGAAGUACCCUGAAGAGCGAAUGCUGUGGGUGCGAAUGGUGGAGAAAGCAAGAGACUAUAUCCAGCCGCAUCUUGGGAAGCUUGGAGACGGUGAGCAGUCUAUGUUGGCUAUUGCUGAGAAGAUGGCUAGAGAUGCCAAAGACCCAAGGAAAGAGGCGGGCAAUAAUAAGGAAGAGUAA
Aspergillus versicolor CBS 583.65 is the source of this 2637-nucleotide messenger RNA. RefSeq names its product VIT and vWA domain-containing protein. The transcript is spliced from 2 exons. The record is from RefSeq and is a predicted model, not a curated record. Lineage: Eukaryota; Fungi; Ascomycota; Eurotiomycetes; Eurotiales; Aspergillaceae. The coding region runs from base 76 to 2637 and encodes 853 amino acids.